This is a messenger RNA of Pogonomyrmex barbatus (red harvester ant), 3838 nucleotides long. RefSeq names its product sperm flagella and cilia-associated protein 2-like. The record is from RefSeq and is a predicted model, not a curated record. Lineage: Eukaryota; Metazoa; Arthropoda; Insecta; Hymenoptera; Formicidae.
AAUUUUAUAAAGAAAAUAUCGGAAAAACAUUUCAUUAGAUACGGCCUGAGAAAUGAGGAUUUUUCUUAUUAAUUUGUCAAAAAGUUUCUAUUAACUAACGUGUUUUUUGUUUGUCAAGAUUUUAGAAACAAGGUUUCGAGAUGAUUUUUUUAUGAGAACGAUAUUUUAGGGUAAAAAUGCUGCAGCUCUUCAGCUUUUCUACAAGGUUUACUUGAGUCUCGAAGGCAAGGAUCGAUUGCAUUUUAUCGCUCUUCAGAAAGACACUUCAGAAAGACUUCGGAAGUACACAUCUAGCAGAUUCAACGUCUCCAGAAUAUCUGAGGAGCCAGCUCCUUAUUUACCGCCCGAACACCAUCUUUCAGAACCGUUAAUCGAUGCGGCUGAUACCAUCCUCUGGCAUAAAAAUAAAUUUUGGGCUGUUACAAAAGCCUACAGACAAGAACAAGAACGAAUUGAAGAUCUCAUGGAAUAUCCCGCGGUAGAACUGGUUGAACAUAUUAUCCCAGAAAAACUGCCGGAUAAGAAGCAGGAAGAGAGCGAAAGAUUAGACGAAUUCGCUCGCAAACAUCCGGCUCGGAAAACGAAGAAAAAAUAUCAAAUAGUUGAAUGUUGUCCCUCGAAGAAAUCUUUAGACAUAAAAAGCAUCGAGGAUCCUGCAGCUGCCGCGGAAUAUAUUGAUUUUCUGAAGAAGCGCAGUAGAAAAACGGCUAAAUCUCAUGAAGUGAAUCUGAAGACACAAACCACGAUGAUGGCGAAUGCUUGGGAACGAUUGUUGAGGAAACAAGACAGAUCCUUCGACGAGGCUCUCGGCAAACGAGUGUUGGAUCAGUCGCGCUAUGAGAAACAAAUGUUAAGGAAGCUGUGCGAGGUACGGGACUUGAGAAACAGAGUCGUGGAAAAUCGUAGAAUCGUUGAACAGAUGUUGCUGAAGACUAAAGAGAGCGAGGAAUAUUCGAAGAAGGAUCAUCGCGAAGAAAUAAUAAAGGAAGAGAAAGAAGACGUGGAAAUGGAAGUCUGCAGAAUGCAUGAACUUCGUCGGAGAAUUUGCGAGGAAAAAAUGCGCAGAAUGAAGGAGAAAUAUCAAAGCAUCUGUUCAGAGAUCGUAAACGAUUUUGUGGAUAUCGCAAUGAAGAUUUCUGAUUAUUGUCAAGCGAAUAAUAAUCAUAUUCAAAAUUUUAUUUGGAACGAAUGUAGAACGUUAUUUCUAAAGAAUCAACCGAUAUUUGAACUUAUAGACUAUUUUGAUGAUAUUGAAGAGAUAGAAAGUGUAGGAGAAAUAAAAGAUAAAGAAAAGAUGAAGGAGAUAAUAAAAAAUAAUGCAGAAAGGAAAAGCUGGGAAAAAAAUCAGAGGUUAGAAAUGGAACGUUGGCGAUCUCUGGUGGAUGCGGAUUUUGAAAGUUAUCAAGAUUUAACCGCUCCCUGGGAUCAAUUCGUACCGAAGAGAGAAGAAGAAGCUGAACAAAUUUAUAGACUAGGUUGCGUUGUGCUUGGAUAUAUCGUUCAUCGUUUAUUGGAGAUUUUAUAUCCUUAUCCGACUGAAGUAUUUAGUUGUCCAGUGCCUAAAGUUAAGUUCGCAGCUAUUGUCUUGGGCAUAACAAAUGUCAGUUUGCUUGAACAGAUGCGAGAAUUGCUGAAGAAUAACGGAAUUCGUUUGUUAACGAUGGAAGACGCGAUUAAUUAUUGUCUCGAGAAGUACAAACAGGAAAUGGCCGAUGUGGAAUACAUCGAUUUGAACAUUAUUUCGGCGACGGCAAGAGACAUCAAGAAAUUGGAGGCUAAGGAUAAGACAAACAAUUUGAAGGAUUUGAAGGACCCGAAGAAGAUCGAACAAUCAGCAAAGAUAGCAACACCCCAGCAAAGUACAGAGAAACAAACGCAAACACCUAGACAGAUACCUUACGACGAUAUAGAUCCAAUUUUAAGCAACACUGCUUAUAUAGGCAAAUGGACUUAUGAAUUUCUAACGUUGGGUCAGCCAAUUUCGAACGAAUUGAAUACAAAGAUACUAAUUGAGUAUUUAAAAGGAAUUGGAGAUGUCGAGGGUUGGGUACUAAUAAAUUAUCCUAAUACGUACGAACAAAUGGCAAUGUUAGAGAAAGCGCUGACAGGACGCGAGAUACUUUUCGAUACUGUCAAUUUUACAGACAUUGAAGAUAUCGAUCUUUCGUCACCUAGGAUUGUGUUCGAUAGUGAUAAGGUCGAUACAUUUACGAUAUGCAGGCAAUCUAGAUUAUUGCCGAAUCCAAUCUCCAGAACAAAAGAUUACAACAGUACCUCGACAACAUUUAUGACAACCUAUAUCAAGGCAAUGCUGAAGCCUGAAAAAUCAAUAGAUGAUCAAGAACAGUUUUGUAUACCUUUAUCCCACGAUGCUACUUUGAUGGAUAAAUAUUAUGCUAAUCAAAAUAUCGCAUAUGGAUUCUUUUACAAUGUUCUUGAUCUCUCAACUUUGAAACAAUUGGUCGAAUUUAUUACGGAUUGCUUCUACAAAAAAACAUCAUUUUCCGAAAAGAUUUUACGAAUGCAUUACGACGAACAAAAAUCUCCUAUUGAUUCAAAGACAGCUGUUGUCAAACGUUUGAUACCGGAAGCCAAAUGGGAACAAUCAGAGUAUAAAAUCGAAGUUGAAGAUCGCGAUUUACAAUCGAGAAUUCAAACACAAUUGAUAAAUGAUUAUCCUAGACCUGGAGAAAGCAACUGGCAAUGGCUAGAUUUUUUUCAAUCUCCAGCUUUACUCGAAGUUUUGGCUACAUUUUGGGAAAGCAUUGAAGAAGCUUAUAUUGAAAAUUUAAAAGAAAUUCUUUCUUUAAAAAGAAUGCAUAUGUCAGCCAUUGUACCAUACAAGAAUCUCAUUCUUAAGAACUUGAUGAAAUUUAUCGAUCGACCUGAUAAGCGGCAAAUCUUAUUGCAAGAUUUUCAUCGUGCUUUUAAUGAAAUUGAUGAAGAUCUCAGAGAUGAUUUGGAUAUGAAAUGCGAAUUGCACUGCCGGGUCGAUGAUUUUCGAACGAAAUUGUGGGAACUAUGUGACACGCGAAGACACGAAGCCGAGGAAGAAAGAAAACGUACAUUGCGUAAUCAGUGGAUUCUGGUAGAAACCAUGGUCCUCAUCAACGUGUACAUCGGAAUUUUACAAACAGAAAUCGACAGAUUCAUCGACACUAUGCAGCUUCUUCAGGAUUAUUACACUUCCAUGUUACAAAAACCGCUGCAAAAAUCGCAAUUCUCCAAGAUUGUUCUUGAUAAUAUCAAGCUAGAGGACAUUUUUCAAGAAAAUUCAUUAAUCAAAGAUAAAGAAGGAACAGUGUCAGAAACGAAGAUCGAAUCAGCCAAAAUUUCAACUCGAACUGUAGAUAUAAGUCAGUUCAAAAUCGAGAUCGAAAUUCUGCUGAUCGACGUAUCAAAAAGCUUCGAUCCUGAUCAGAGCACAGUUUACAACAUUAUCAAGGAUAAUAUUCGACAAGUGCAGAGUAUUGUCGAUUCCAUCUCAUCCAUGGUGUUGGAGAUGUUAAAUAGGGAGGAGAAAAUCGCCAUUCCAAAGACUGAGAAAGGAAGUGCCUCACCUGCGUCCGUUAAAUUAACUAAAAAAAAUCGCGAUCUCAUAGAGGAAUGGCGGUAUGCCGUUCUAUUCGAGAUCGAGCGAAUUCGUCAGAGAUUGAAUAUACUGAAUGCAGCUGCUCGAUCAGACGUAACCUUUCUUCUAGAUACCAUGAGGCAGACCUUUCAUUGCAUUCAUGAUUAUAUCAUCGAAAGGUUGAUAUCAGUCAUAAAAUCACUUAUUUUAUUAAUGUUUAUUAAUUGUCUUAUUCAACAAGUUAAUGUAACUGCAAAACAAACCUAA